GUGAAGGCAGCUCAAUCGGAGUAGAGACACAAACACAAACACACAUACACACACACUCCACUCCACUCAACUAUUGGAGCAGAGAAGAUGAUGACGAUGAUGAUGCAGAUUAGGCCACAUAUUGGCAUCUCACGUCUCAUGGUGGUGGUAGGAGCCGUGGUGCUGCUGCUGCAGGGUCGUUCAGCUGAGGCGCAGCCCUCUCCCGGCUACUACCCGAGCUCCAAGGUGAGCUCAAUGCCGUUCUCGCAGUGGUACACCAACCUGUGGGGCGCCCAGCACCAGUCCCUCUCCCCGGACCAGACCUCCCUCACCCUCUGGAUGGACCGCAGCUCAGGGAGCGGGUUCAAGUCGAAGCGGGCGUACCGGAACGGCUACUUCGGCGUCUCCAUGAAGGUCCAGCCCGGCUACACCGCCGGCGUCAACACCGCCUUCUACCUGUCGAACAAUGAGGUGUACCCGGGGUACCACGACGAGAUCGACGUGGAGCUGCUGGGCACGGUCCCCGGCGAGCCCUACACGCUGCAGACCAACGUGUACGUCCGGGGUACCGGCGACGCCCACCCCAUCGUCGGCCGGGAGAUGCGGUUCCACCUCUGGUUCGACCCGGCCGCCGCCUUCCACCACUACGCCGUGCUUUGGAACCCCGACGAGAUCGUCUUCCUCGUCGACGACGUGCCCGUGCGCCGCUACCAGAAGAAGGUGGAGGCCACCUUCCCCGAGCGGGAGAUGUGGGCAUACGGCUCCGUCUGGGACGCCUCCGACUGGGCCACCGACGGCGGCCGCUACAGGUCCGACUACCGCUACCAGCCCUUCGUAUCCGGGUUCAAGGACUUCAAGGUCGCCGGCUGCGAGGUCGGCGCGCCCGCGUCGUGCGGCCCCGUGCCGGCCGGGCCCGGUGGCGGGCUGAGCUCGCAGCAGACCGCCGCCAUGAGCUGGGCGCAGCAGCGGGCCAUGGUCUACUACUACUGUCAGGAUAGCUCCAAGGACCGCUCCAACUACCCAGAGUGCUAGUCUGCUACCACUAUAUAUUUAGCUCUGAGCUCCGAGCUCGAGCCAGCGGCAAUGGCGGCUGCCCUUCCGUCCAAGUGAAGGUUGAGGCGUAUGUAUAUGGCCGGUAUACGAUGCAUAGUGUGAUCGAUAUUGUGAUUCGGGUAUGUAUGUGUGUGAGAUACUCUGAAGAGUGCGAGCAGGCUGAGACGUACGUGCUCUGUCUAAGUUAUUGAUAUUUGUGAGAUUACGAGUGUAGAUUGGACAUUUGGACUUGUAAUCUACAGCUUUUGGAUGCAGAGAAAAUGGUUUGAGCCGACACGACGGAGGUUUGCUA
Triticum dicoccoides is the source of this 1324-nucleotide messenger RNA. RefSeq names its product xyloglucan endotransglucosylase/hydrolase protein 31-like. The transcript has 3 exons. Lineage: Eukaryota; Viridiplantae; Streptophyta; Magnoliopsida; Poales; Poaceae. Gene Ontology annotation, cellular component: cell wall; apoplast. The record is from RefSeq and is a predicted model, not a curated record. Gene Ontology annotation, biological process: cell wall biogenesis; xyloglucan metabolic process. Gene Ontology annotation, molecular function: hydrolase activity, hydrolyzing O-glycosyl compounds; xyloglucan:xyloglucosyl transferase activity. The coding region runs from base 88 to 1011 and encodes 307 amino acids.